AUGGCUGCCAGCAGCUGCCUCCCCCUGCUCCUCCUGCCCUGGCUGGUGAUGGCCUCGCACAGCCCCCCCGGCUGCAAGAUCCGGAUCACCUCCAAGGGGCUGGACUUGGUGGAGCAGGAGGGGCUGCGCUUCGUGGAGCAGGAGCUACAGAACAUCACAGUGUCAGACCUGCACGGGAAGGAGGGGCAAUUCCACUACAACAUCAGCCAGGUAAAGGUGACAGACCUGCAGCUGGCGUUUUCCAACCUGCGCUUCCAGCCUCAGCAGCACCUCGUCUUCAACAUCAGCAAUGCUUCCAUCAGCCUGCGGUUCCGGAGGCAGCUGCUCUACUGGUUCUUCUACGACAUUGGGUCCAUCAAUGCUUCUGCAGAUGGUGUCCACAUCCACACAGUGCUGCAGCUGGCCAAGGAUGAGGCCGGGCGCCUGAAGAUCUCUAAUGUCACCUGUGAUGCCUCCAUUGCCAGAAUGCAUGCAGGCUUCUCCGGCACACUGGGAAAGGUCUAUGAGUUCCUGGGCACCUUCAUUGUCACAGCAAUGCGCUUCCUCCUCAGCCAGCAGAUCUGCCCGUCGCUGGAGCAUGCCAGCCUGGUGCUGCUGAACUCUCUGCUGGACACAGUGCCAGUGCGGAACAAUGUGGAUGAGCACAUCGGGAUUGACUAUUCCCUCCUGCGGGAUCCGGUUGUUUCCACGGACACCCUUGACCUAGACUUUAAGGGCAUGUUCUUCCCUCGGGAAAGAGAGAACCAGGAGCUGGAGAACCAUGCAGUGGAGCCGGUGAUCAAGGAGACAGAACGGAUGGUCUAUGUUGCCUUCUCUGAGUACUUCUUUGACUCGGCCAUGCACGCAUACUUCCAGGCAGGCGUGCUGGCCAUAGAGCUCCAGGGGGAGAAGGUGCCCAAGGAUCUGGAGGUUUUGCUGAGAGCCACCUUCUUCGGGACCAUCUUCAUGCUGAGCCCAGCCGUGGACGCUCCCCUGCGCCUGGUGCUGCAGGUGUCGGCUCCUCCCCGCUGCACCAUCAAACCCUCGGGAACCUCGGUCUCAGUCUCUGCCUUCCUCAACAUCUCGCUGGUGCCCCCAGGCCGCCCCGCCGUCCAGCUCUCCAGCAUGGCCAUGGAGACUAAGCUGAGUGCCAAGGUGUUUCUGCGCGGGAAGGCGCUGCGCAUGCAGCUGGACCUGCGACGGUUUCGUAUUUACUCCAAGCAGUCUGCACUGGAGUCGCUGGCGCUGUUCUCCCUACAGUCCCCGCUGAAGACCCUCCUGCAGCUCACCAUCAUGCCCAUCAUUAAUGAGAGGACUAAGAAGGGGGUGCAGAUUCCGCUGCCAGAAGGCAUGGACUUCACCAAGGAGGUGGUCACCAACCACGCGGGAUUCCUCACGGUGGGAGCUGAUCUUCACUUCUCCAGAGGGCUGCGGGAGGUGAUUGAGAAGUACCGCCCAGGCCCCACCACCCCUGCUUACCCCAGCACGGAGCCCCCUGAGCUCUAG
Molecule: messenger RNA, 1485 nt
Organism: Chaetura pelagica (chimney swift)
Lineage: Eukaryota; Metazoa; Chordata; Aves; Apodiformes; Apodidae
Gene: PLTP
Product: phospholipid transfer protein
Exons: 15
Coding region: 1-1485 (494 amino acids)
Biological process (GO): high-density lipoprotein particle remodeling; ceramide transport; phospholipid transport
Molecular function (GO): phosphatidylethanolamine binding; ceramide binding; diacylglycerol binding
Source: RefSeq, a predicted model, not a curated record